GACCACCGCACAGCAGCAUUGUGUUGAACGUGUGCGUGCGUGUGAACUAAACGAGCCGAGCACUCCCGGCCUGGCACCGGCUCCGGCUCCAUCGGACGUUCCGCUCCGGGUUUUGGCGGCCUCUCUCGCCGCAGUGGGAGGAAGUGGAGCCACCAGAGGCGAGCGCAGCCAGCCAGCCGCGCUAUCGAGCGAAAGUCGACAAAAACACGGAGGACGGCAGCCACCUCUGCGGUGACAUGUUCGCUACCGGAGCCGGGGAGCGGUUUGCGUCAGCUUCGUGAGCCCCAGGGAUACAACCAACCCCCAGGACACCCAGCUGUUGGACGGAGGCUCUCCCAGUUCGGUCAGCCCGCUCGCAAGAGGUCGCGGGGAGCUGGCGGAGCACGAAGCCCGAUCGCCCCGCACCUCCCGUUUUAUUUGACGGGACGCUUCCACGCCAAAGCCCCGGUGCCCCCUCAACCACCGUCGCCGUUGCAGUUUGCGCUUUUUGUCGUCUCCGCCAUUUGCGUCGUGGAGGAAAAGUUGAGCGAGCAAAGUGCUGCCCCCCCGCCCCCACCCUCCCCUCCCCGAGUAGCCCUCGGCGCUGGCUGCCCCGGCAACGAGGCUCCCCUGAAGCUCCGCAAGCCGCCAUGGAAGCUCUCGGGCCCCGAUAACCUCUCUUAGGUGGGCGCCUGCGGGUCGUCUUUCUUUUUUAGGGGGGAGGAAACCUGCCCGACUUCCCCUCGAGCGAGAGGCACACGUCAACCUGCCGGUUAGCCCGCUAGCCUAGCCUGUUAGCUCCGCGGCUAACUAGCUAACUUUAUUUAUAAAGUACUUUCAAAACAAGCACGACUGAAAACAAAGUUCUGUGCACAAAUUUAAAUCAAAUAUAAUAAAAAUAUUUGACAAUUAACAAUAACGUUAGAACCCUGACGUUAUCAUUUGGCGUCCUGGCGAGCUACGCGCUAUCUAGCUCAGCAAACAUCGCCGUCGAGGUUAGCCUCCUGACGUUAGCAUUUAGCAUCCUGACGGGAGCUCAUCAUCCUCUGCGAGCACCGGAGUGCAAGCGGGCAAGCAGCCUUCGUUCUCCCCACUCGCAGGAGCUCAUUUCGCGGACGAGGACGUAAAAGUGUCGGCGGGGAUCCGCGGGCAGGCAGGAGUGUAUGUGGAAUGCAAACGAGGCUCGCUCAUUUGUGUUUGCUCGCUGGGAGACAUUUGCAUUGCGACGAGGAUCGUUUUAAAAGAGGUGAAGGAAACAGAAGCAGCAGUUGGAGGAUCUUCACAGCUCGUCAGCCGGAACAAAAGACCCCUGCUCUCCCCACUCAAGGCCGGCGUGGACCUUGUCUUCGAGGGGGAGCACAUGCUGCAUCGAGCCGGGGCGAUCCCUCGGGGAGUCGCGGCGUGUUUGUUACUCCGCCGCGCACUUAAUGGGAUUACAAACUCGCCGAUUGAAAGUUCGAUGAAUCCACCCAUCACCAUGACACUGUGAGGCGGCCGUGGACAAUCACAGGAACCCCCCACCCCCACCCAAGAACCAGCAGGAGCAGCAGGAGCAGCCCCCCACCCCGGGCCAUUGAUGGUGGUCCCAUCUGGCGUUGGAGGAGCUCCGUGUUUGUGAACGAUUCUCGACCGCGAAGAUGGCGGACCUGGAGGCCGUGCUGGCCGACGUCAGCUACUUGAUGGCGAUGGAGAAGAGCAAGUCGACCCCCGCCGCCAGAGCCAGCAAGAAGAUCAUCCUGCCAGAGCCCAGCAUCCGCAGCGUGAUGCAGAAAUAUCUGGAGGAGCGCGACGAGCUGGCCUUCGACAAGAUCUUCAACCAGAAGAUCGGCUUCCUGCUCUUCAAGGACUUUUGUCUGAAUGAAAUCGACGAGGCCGUCCCGCAGCUCAAGUUCUACGAAGAUAUCAAAGACUACGAGAAGCUGGACUCCGAGGAGGAAAGACUCAGUCGCAGUCGGCAGAUCUACGACGGAUACAUCAUGAAGGAACUGCUGUCGUGUUCGCAUCCCUUCUCCAAAAAAGCUGUGGACCACGUCCAGAGUCAUCUGGCCAAGAAGCAGGUGCCCCCCACACUCUUCCAGCCGUACAUCAUGGAGAUCUGUGACAGCUUGCGAGGGAAAAUCUUCCUCAAGUUCAUUGAGAGCGACAAGUUUACGAGAUUUUGCCAGUGGAAGAAUGUGGAGCUCAACAUACACUGGGCUUUAUAUUGUCAAAGCAAACACUGUUGGAGAGGCGGAACCAGAGAACGUGUCACUGGUCAACGCGGCUGGCUACGCUCGUUACCAUGGCAACGACAACAACAAUGGUUCGGGCCAAUGUAUUGUGUGGAGCGAAAUGAGGAAAAAUGUGCGGUGGUCAUCACCGGUGCUCGGGAGAGGACGUUCAUUCAAAGAUUGCUUGAGCUGACCAUGAACGACUUCAGCGUCCACCGCAUCAUCGGCCGCGGCGGCUUCGGCGAAGUUUACGGAUGCAGGAAGGCCGACACGGGAAAGAUGUACGCCAUGAAGUGUCUGGACAAGAAGCGCAUCAAGAUGAAGCAGGGCGAGACGUUGGCGCUCAACGAGCGGAUCAUGCUGUCGCUCGUCAGCACGGGGGACUGCCCGUUCAUCGUGUGCAUGACGUACGCUUUCCACACGCCCGACAAGCUCUGCUUCAUCCUGGACCUCAUGAACGGCGGCGACCUUCACUACCACCUGUCGCAGCACGGCGUGUUCAGCGAGAAGGAAAUGCGCUUCUACGCCGCCGAGAUCAUCCUGGGCCUGGAGCACAUGCACAACCGCUUCGUGGUCUACAGAGACCUCAAACCUGCCAAUAUCCUGCUGGACGAACACGGCCACGUUCGCAUCUCCGACCUCGGCCUCGCCUGCGACUUCUCCAAGAAGAAACCUCACGCCAGCGUGGGCACCCACGGCUACAUGGCCCCUGAGGUCCUCCAGAAAGGGACGGCGUACGACAGCAGUGCCGACUGGUUCUCGCUCGGCUGCAUGCUCUUCAAGCUCCUACGAGGGCACAGCCCGUUCCGGCAGCACAAGACCAAAGACAAACACGAGAUUGACAGGAUGACGCUUACUAUGAACGUGGAACUUCCCGACUCGUUCACGGCCGAACUCAAAGAACUUCUGGAAGGUCUCCUGCAGCGCGACGUCGCCAAGAGGCUGGGAUGCCAGGGCCGGGGGGCGUCCGAGGUCAAGGACCAUCCCUUCUUCAAGGGCAUCGACUGGCAGCAGGUCUACCUGCAGAAGUACUCGCCGCCAUUGAUCCCGCCCAGAGGGGAAGUCAACGCCGCCGACGCGUUCGACAUCGGCUCCUUCGACGAGGAGGACACCAAGGGCAUCAAGCUCCUGGACAGCGACCAGGAACUGUACAAGAACUUCCCACUGGUGAUUUCCGAGCGUUGGCAACAGGAAGUUGCCGAGACCGUCUACGACGCAGUCAACUCGGACACAGACAAGAACGAGGCCCGCAAGAGGGCCAAGAACAAACAGCUCGGACACGAGGAAGACUACGCGCUGGGCAAGGAUUGCAUCAUGCACGGCUACAUGCUGAAGUUGGGGAACCCGUUCCUCACCCAGUGGCAGCGGCGCUACUUCUAUCUCUUCCCCAACCGGGUCGAGUGGCGGGGAGAGGGAGAGUCACGGGAAACAUGGCUGGCGAAACACUUGACGCAGCUCAAAGACUCGCAAAACCUUCUGACGAUGGAGCAAAUCGUUUCUGUGGAGGAGACGCAGAUUAAAGACAAAAAGUGCAUCCUGCUGCGUAUCAAAGGAGGGAAACAAUUUGUGCUGCAGUGCGAGAGCGAUCCCGAGUUGGUGCAGUGGAAGAAGGAGCUGACCGAGGCGUUCACCGAAGCUCAGAAAUUGCUGCGUCGUGCUCCCAAAGUCAUCGGCAAGAGUCGCACCGGCGGCGUGGUGGAGCUCUCCAAACCCCCCCUCACGCACCGCAACAGCAACGGCCUGUGAAUGCGCACGCACGCACAAUACAUGCUAUACACACACACGCACACAUACGCACUCUCACACACGCGUUACGACCAAUUGUAGUUUUCCCGCCAUGGGACUUUGCCAGAUGUGGAGCAGAAGCAGCAUGUGAAGAACUUUGCAUGUACCCCCCCACCCAGGACCCCCUCAACACACCCCCGCCCCCCACUCUCGCAAGGACCCCAGGGGCAACCCCCCCAAGUAUUAUGAAGUGCGUCAAGUGCCAACAUGGCCUCUUACUGGAGGGGGCGGGCUGAACAUUCCACUGCGGCAAACAGGAAGUGAACACAACACAAACUCGUCUCUGAUUGGCUGCCGCUCACCCAAUCGGUAAAGACUGCGAUUCCGCUGCACUCUGUUGCUAUGGUAACUACACACACUGGUUGGGGGGCGUCAGGGGAGUCUUGUAUAUAUUUGUGUUCAGUGUUUGCAACAGCAUCUGUAUGGGCGGAGGGAGGGAGGGGCGGGGCUAAGACAGGAAGUAGUUAUUUGUCACCCUGGCGACGCCGCAUUCUCACAGGAAACUGGAAGUGAGCUCUGAAAGGAGGCAGAGUCAAUCAACAUAAGCCCUGUUAGCAUUUUAGUUGGUGCUAGAAACACCCAAAUGAGUUUUUGGUGCAGAGUGCAGAACAGGGACACGCUCUAGAAUGCUCUAGAAUGAAGUUCGAAACAAACUAGAGUGUAGAAUGCUGGAUAGUGUUUUCUACAUGCUAAAACAAAUUUUCCAGAAUUCCAGAUCUCGUGGGUUCUACAAUAUAAUGGAGCAUUCUGGUGAUUGGUAAUGAACAAUCUGUAUUAUUCGGCGUUUUCAAGCGUUCUAGAAUGUUCUAUAACAGUAUAAACAAAUCCAAAUUGUUCUAGAAUAUGCUACCAAAAUAAUUUUUUAAAACCUAGCUGGAUCCAGAGGGUUCUGCAACAUUAUGGAGCGUUCUGGUGUUUGACAAUGAAUGUUCUACAAGGUUCUGCAUCACUAUAGUUAUCUCCAACUAUUUUUGAGCGUUCUAGUGUUUGACAAUAAAUGUUUCCAACAUAGUAGAAUGUUCUACAACAUUUUAGAGCAAUCUACAUUCCAAAACAUCCCAGCAUGAUGUACUAUAUUGUAGAAUGUUCCAAAAUAAAUGUAUGACUACAUUUUAAAAUAUUUUAAAAACUGAACUAUAAUGCCUGGAAUGGUAAAAAAUGAUUGUUCUACAACUUUGUACAACAGUCAAGAAAGAGCUACAACGUACUAGGAGCGUUUACAACAUAAAACAUUCUAGAAUACACUGCAAUGUUGUAGAAUAUUCCAAUCUUAAUGUUUCAUCUACAGUACUUUGUAGAAUGUUCUCGAAAGUUCUAAACAGAACUGUAAUGCCUGGAAUAAAGGUUCUGCAAUUUUUUAGAACAAUUUAGAAGGUUCUGAAAUAUACAACAUAAACCAUUAUUCUAGAAGGGUCUACGACAUUCUAGGAAUUCCAAACUGAAGGUUUUAGGAUGACAACAAUGUUCUAUAACAUUCUAGGAUCUAGAGAGUUCUGCAAUGUUAUAGAGUGUUUUAGUGUUACACCACGAACGUUCUACAGUGUUGUACCGCAUUCUAGAGGGUUGUAUAUCUAUGUACUUCAUUCAAAAUCAUUCUUGAAUGUUCUAGAGCGUUGCGUCGUCAAAGAGCAUGGCGGCGGUGGCAAUGGUGACGCCGAAAGGAGCGCUGUGACUGAGCCGUCGAGUGCGGCGGAGGAGUUAGCGUGGUUCGCCCGAUUAGCAUCGUUAGCGCUGGUUUGUUUUGUUUGUGACGGCGGGUGGGCACCGUCGCACCUCUCAAGGUGUCUUUUUCAGUUUUUUUAGGCUUUUCAUUUUGUGUCGUUCGUCCGUGCAUCUUUUUUAGCGCCAUGUGCUAACUCGCUACAUGCUAGUGUCAAUGUGCCAAACAAAGGGGGCGGAGCCAGCGGGAAGCCUUACACGUCCCGUCGCGCCGACAAGAUGGUGGCUGGUCGCCGUUUCUCCCAAGGGAACAAAAACUGACCAAUCGCGUGACCGCCGCCACUCCCCACUUCCUGUUCAUGCUGUUUGGACGCUACCGGAGCACAGUGACAAAAUAAAAGUAUAAAUAAAUGAAAUAAAGAAAUAUAUGUGUAUAAGAAAGCUUUACGUUUAUUUAAAAGAUUUAAUGUAGAAAAAAAUACAAGAACAUUUGGGGGAUUUUAUUGUGAUUUUCUUUCAGGUGUUUGUGGUGAACAAUCUUGCACAUAAAGACUUUCAAAACAAAAGCC
This is a messenger RNA of Phycodurus eques (leafy seadragon), 6202 nucleotides long. RefSeq names its product G protein-coupled receptor kinase 3 (gene grk3). Lineage: Eukaryota; Metazoa; Chordata; Actinopteri; Syngnathiformes; Syngnathidae. The record is from RefSeq and is a predicted model, not a curated record. Gene Ontology annotation, molecular function: ATP binding; G protein-coupled receptor binding; G protein-coupled receptor kinase activity. The transcript is spliced from 23 exons. Gene Ontology annotation, biological process: protein phosphorylation; G protein-coupled receptor signaling pathway; regulation of signal transduction. The coding region runs from base 1617 to 3935 and encodes 772 amino acids.